Molecule: messenger RNA, 963 nt
Organism: Aspergillus aculeatinus CBS 121060
Lineage: Eukaryota; Fungi; Ascomycota; Eurotiomycetes; Eurotiales; Aspergillaceae
Product: MFS general substrate transporter
Exons: 7
Biological process (GO): transmembrane transport
Cellular component (GO): membrane
Molecular function (GO): transmembrane transporter activity
Source: RefSeq, a predicted model, not a curated record
AUGACAGAGCUCACCGAGGAGAAAACCGUGGACGUUCAUCCGACCACGCAACCCGAAGCCCCCGAGGACCCCAGCAGCAGCAGCGGCAGCAGCAGCGACAGCAGCAUCGCCGAACAUGCAGGCGUCAACGAAAAGGCGCUGCUCCGCAAACUGGAUUACCGACUUCUGCCCCCGUUGACAAUCUUGUACCUGCUGUCGUUUCUCGAUCGGAGCAAUGUGGGCAAUGCCCGGCUGGAAGGCAUGGGCACCGAUCUCGACAUGUCAGGAGACCAGUACCUCACCGGCCUGACGCUCUACUUCAUCGGCUACGUGCUGUUCGAGGUGCCGUGUAACAUCAUCCUGAAGAAGACCACCCCGCGGACCUGGCUGCCGACGCUCACGCUGGUCUGGGGCGUUGUCGCGACGCUCUGCGGCGUGGUGCAGAACUACGCCGGGUUUCUGGUGUCGCGAUUGGCCCUCGGAAUCGCCGAAAGCGGCCUCUUCCCCGGCGUAGUCUUCUAUCUGAGCAUGUGGUACAAGCGCAACGAGCAACACUACCGCGUCGCGCUGUUCUUCAGCGCCGCCUCGCUGGCGGGCGCCUUCGGGGGGAUUCUCGCCUGGGGAAUCGCCCACAUGCGCGGCGUAGGAGGCUACAACGGCUGGCGAUGGAUCUUCAUCCUCGAAGGCCUCCUCACCAUCCUAACGUCCCUGGCCGCCUACCUCUGGGUCUUCAACUACCCGUCGAGCGCCGAGUUCCUCACCGACCAGGAACGGAGCUACAUCCAGCACCGGCUCAAGCACGACAGCGACGCCACGCGCCACGAGACCUUCCGCUGGAACGCCGUGGGCCACGCCUUCCGCGACCCGAAAGUGUGGUUAUACGGACUCGCCUUCCACACCCUGUCGCUGCCGCUGUACACGCUGUCGUUGUUCAUGCCAACCAUAAUCCAAACCCUGGGGUACACCGCCGCGCAGGCCCAACUC